AAAAUGUUUUCUCACUCGUCUUUUGUUUGAAUCAUUAAGUCUGUUUUCCCCUUCGCGCUGCCGUACACGGAUUUUGUCCCAUCUGGGCCCCCGUCCGACUCCAUGGCAACGCAACUAGCGCCACAGCUAACAGUUUAGCAUGUUUGCAGCCUCGGCAGGCGGAUUAUAUUUAUAUUUUUAUAUGUUUAUAUAUUUAUCUGUUUAUCUUUGUUUCCACUGUUCACGGUCAGAGACGAACAUGUAAAUUCUUCUUCCGCCGUUUCUAUGAGUCACACAGGACGGAUUCACAGGUGAUGUGAGCCCGGGGACAGGUGAAGGUGUCCUGUGUCCUCUCAGAACAAAGACGAUGCAGGUGUUGCCUGUUUGGGGGCUCGCCAUCCCUCUCCCAGCUGUGCUGAUGAUAACUCUGGGUAUUUACAUGAUGGUGCUGGGCGUUGGGCUGUGGAUCCGAUUCUGGCUUAAGGACCGCUGUUGUUCAGAUUGUGGCGAUUGCUGUCCAAACAUUUCUGUGAGCGAGCAGUGCUUCAGAUUGGCAGAAACAUGUGACUGUCGUCUGCCGACCGUGCACUCCUGUUGGACCAAAUCGUGCCCGUCUCCUUCUUGUGCCAAAUGGGACUGUGCCUGCACCUGUCAGCCUCCUGAGUGUGACUCCUGCAACUGUCUGUGCUUCGAGAUCAGGAUCAGGUAGAAGAAGAGGACGGACUGUCAGCUCACUGACUACAAGUACCUCAGUCCUUUAAAUGUUAUUUUUGAAUUCAUCUUCGUCUGUAUUGGAGAGUUUACGGUGCAGAGAUGGCAGGAAAACAGAGACCAGAGCGUCAACGUGACGCUUCACGUGACUUUUCUUUUCA
Molecule: messenger RNA, 851 nt
Organism: Larimichthys crocea (large yellow croaker)
Lineage: Eukaryota; Metazoa; Chordata; Actinopteri; Sciaenidae
Exons: 5
Coding region: 347-688 (113 amino acids)
Source: RefSeq, a predicted model, not a curated record